UGUGGAAUGACGGAAAGCUCUUUCUUUCUACUGGAAUAGCGCGUAUCUCCGAAUUGCCAAGAUGCAUCGAAGCGUUCUAGUUCGAAGAAUUAUUGUUCUCUGACCUUCUUGUAGUUCAGUCGGAAAAAAAAUUAUUUGUUGAUGGAGAACUGCGAGAAAUAGACAAACAAAAAAAAAAAGCAGCUGCGUCAGCUAGCGAUUGUUCUCGCAUUUCACAAUUGUAGCUAGUGUAGUAUAUAAUAAGGCAUGCGGCAUCCCCUAAAUCGCACUUGUGCAGGUCUUGGAGCAACAGCCACCCUGAACAAUACAGCAACCAUGAGGGCCUUCGUAGCCAUUGCUCUUCUAUCCGCAGCCUCACUGGCCUAUGCUGGCCCCCGUACCGUUCGUAAGGUGGAUGUUCUUGGCAGUGGAAGUCUCGGAGGAAGUGGGGUCGGUGUGGCCAGACCUGGCGGAGCCCCCGGAGCACUUCCUGGAGCUGGUGUAGCUGGUGGUGCCGCAGGGUUUCCCUCGCUACCCUCACGGGGUUCAUCUGUAGGAGGGUUCCCAAGCGCUUUUCCUGGAAGUCCCAGCUCUUCCCCUUCUGGCAGUUCGGUAUCUGUUGGAGCUAGUGCAGCAUCCGCGGGGCGACCUGGUUUUUCGGGCUCUUUUGGCUUCUCUCCAGUAGGAGGCUUUUAUGGUCCAGCUAGCUUUGGAGGUUAUGGUGGCUUUUACAAUGGACCCGCUUUCCACCCUGGGUAUUACGGAUAUGGCGGCUUCGAUGACUACUACGGCAACGGCUUCGGCCAUGGAGGUUAUUACGACGGUGGUUCCUAUCCAUACUACAGCUACGGCUCUGACUUCGGUUCUGGCUAUGGUUCUGGUUUCGGUGGUCACUACUGGUUCCCAGGUCACGGUUCAUUGGGUCAGAUCGCUGGCCAGCGUCCCUCCGGACUCCCCUCUGUCUCUGGUGGUUUCGGCAGUGCCCGUAGCGCUUCUGCAUCUUCUCGACCAGCCGGAGCAUCGAGUGGAAGUUCUGCCUCGAGCAGCUCUAGCUCGUCUGCCCCAUCCUCUAGCCAAUAAUAAGAUAAUUUCACCAUUCCCGGCUAUCCUAUGAAACCAUGAUUUGCUCUCUUUGGCGAGGAGGAAUUAUUAUAUUAUUAGUGGAUUGGUACUUUCAUUUUCCCAAAGCAGUUACGAUUAAUAUUAUGCGCAUUUUUCACUGUUUCAGAGCCACUGUGAUGGUUUUUAAGGAACAAUAAUAACUACCUAUG
Molecule: messenger RNA, 1250 nt
Organism: Rhipicephalus sanguineus (brown dog tick)
Lineage: Eukaryota; Metazoa; Arthropoda; Arachnida; Ixodida; Ixodidae
Product: pupal cuticle protein Edg-91
Exons: 5
Coding region: 247-1059 (270 amino acids)
Source: RefSeq, a predicted model, not a curated record